AUGGACAAGUUCGACACAAUUUAGGGAAAACUGUUCUAUACAGUUUAUUGUAUGUACAAAUAAAAUGAGAUAACUCAUUACUAAAGAGGAAGAAUUAAAGGUAGAUAGUAAAAUUUAAUCAAUUAGAUAUGAUUGUUUAAUGGGAUCCUUUAAUUCAAGAACUCAUCAAAGAUCAGAACAGACUUAAAUAGAACCUUCUCGAAAUAGCCUGUUCUUACUCAGACAAUGAAGACUCUAAACAAACAAAAAUCACUCCUAGAAGUUUCAGUCGAUUGAAUAUUAGAAUUGGUCAAAGCAACUUUAAAUUAGCAAGUAAAUCAUAUAGUUCAUUAUCAUCCCCAUUGGAUUAAAGAAAACAAUUAUUAAUAUGA
Molecule: messenger RNA, 371 nt
Organism: Paramecium primaurelia
Lineage: Eukaryota; Ciliophora; Oligohymenophorea; Peniculida; Parameciidae
Source: the annotation of a GenBank genome assembly